Strongylus vulgaris is the source of this 354-nucleotide messenger RNA. NCBI's taxonomy places the organism in Eukaryota, Metazoa, Nematoda, Chromadorea, Rhabditida, Strongylidae. The record is from the annotation of a GenBank genome assembly.
AUGACAAGAAUGAUAUCCACAGCUCCAGUUUUGUCGCAGCCUGAUGUAGAUAAGGCAAGGGAUAGCAGUAAGCCAUUUGUAAUUCGUACAGAUGCUUCCACGUACGGAUCAAGUGCUGUUUUGUUACAAGAUGGAGAGGACAAAGGACACUGUAUCCCAACUCUUUCGCGUCAUAAAGUUUGGGAGCGCAGAUAUUACAUUAUGGAUUUGGAAGCGUUCGCGGUAGUAUACGCAGUCAGCAGACUCCAUAUGUUCUUAUUCCCUAGUGAUGAUGGCGUUAACAGUGCUUUCCAAGCACUCAUGUGUCAGCGCGCGCUAACGUGGUUGCUGACGCAUAAAGCCGAAGAGUACUGA